AUGGAUCCUGGAACACUGCCGCCAUUUCCAGAUAUGGGACAACUCGCUGCGGGGUCGGCCUCCAUCCGAUGUGCCUCCAACCCUGAUAUUGUUAUGUUUUGCGAUAAAUGGGGGAGAGUUGUCUUUGCAUUUUGUCUAGCACGCCAUAAGGUCCGAUGCGAUGGAGGUGGCCAACGGGUUCGACGUCACAAGAGCUUCUCGGCCUUCACCACGCACCGCAGGCAGGAGGUUUGCAUCCUUAGCGCUAUCCGAACCGUUGCCAACAUCACCCUCGAUUUGAGAUCUACUCCAUGUUCAGCUCCUUCCUCCCCGCCGUCGGCGCCGCCUGCUGCCUUGAGGCUCAACCUGUUGAGCCUCAAGGCAGCAGGCGACACCGACGGCGGGGAGGAAGGAGCUGAACAUGGAGUAGAUCUCAAAUCGAGGGUGAUGUUGGCAACGGUUCGGAUAGCGCUAAGGAUGCAAACCUCCCGCCUGCGGUGCGUGGUGAAGGCCGAGAAGCUCUUGUGA
This is a messenger RNA of Striga asiatica, 507 nucleotides long. Lineage: Eukaryota; Viridiplantae; Streptophyta; Magnoliopsida; Lamiales; Orobanchaceae. The record is from the annotation of a GenBank genome assembly.